AUGGAUUCUAAUCCAUUGUAUCUUCAUCAUGGCAACAGCCGUGGUUCGAUUCUAGUAACUCAAUUGCUCACUGGUGACAAUUACUAUACAUGGAGCCGAUCAAUGUUCAUGGCCUUGAUUGCCAAGAACAAACUUCAAUUCAUCAAUGGAGCUUUGCCUAAACCUCAUUCUUCUGAUCCAGAUUUUUUUGCUUGGACUCGUUGCAACAAUAUGGUGUUGUCCUGGAUCAUUAACUUUGUAUCUAAAGAGAUCACAGCAAGUGUAAUCUCAGUUGAUUCCGCAGAAACCAUGUGGAAUGAUCUUCGUGAUCGGUUUUCUCAGCAAAAUGGACCACGAAUAUUCCAAAUUCAUAAGGCUAUUUUAGCUGUGUCUCAGGAGGAUAAAUCGGUAAGCAAUUAUUUUACUGCUCUCAAAGGACUAUGGGUGAACUUCUCAUCUAUCGUCCUUUACAUUAUUGCCUCUGUGGAAAAUGUUCUUGUGGUGUGUUAA
This is a messenger RNA of Alnus glutinosa, 489 nucleotides long. RefSeq lists its product as uncharacterized. NCBI's taxonomy places the organism in Eukaryota, Viridiplantae, Streptophyta, Magnoliopsida, Fagales, Betulaceae. The record is from RefSeq and is a predicted model, not a curated record. The transcript has a single exon. Bases 1 to 489 code for a protein of 162 amino acids.